Ailuropoda melanoleuca (giant panda) is the source of this 4467-nucleotide messenger RNA. RefSeq names its product CEA cell adhesion molecule 20 (gene CEACAM20). Gene Ontology annotation, cellular component: cell surface. The record is from RefSeq and is a predicted model, not a curated record. Gene Ontology annotation, biological process: heterophilic cell-cell adhesion. NCBI's taxonomy places the organism in Eukaryota, Metazoa, Chordata, Mammalia, Carnivora, Ursidae. The transcript is spliced from 14 exons. The coding region runs from base 194 to 2089 and encodes 631 amino acids.
AUCCCAGGACCCUGAGGUCAUGACCUGAGCUGAAGGCAGCCGCUCACCGACUGAGCCACCCAGGGGCUGCCGUCAUCACAGUCACAGCACCUAGUGGAGAUUCACACGUCCGUGCCAGGCACUGUGCCAGGCACUUUCCCAGCAUUAAAUCAUCUCAUCCUCACAACGUCUACACAGACGCCCCGGACUGCAGAUGGGACACGGAAGCUCACAGGAGCCACUGUCAUCACAGUUAGGUUGCCGCAGAGCAGAGGGGAAGAAGAGGAAGCUGGAGGGGUGCAGCUGGAGUGAAGACAGUGUCUGUAUGUGCAAGCCAGGGCACGCUGGUCAGGUGCCAGGACCCAUGGGGCUCGCUGACUUAUGGGGCCACCACUGGGCGGGAAUUCUGCUUGCAGCCUCACUUUUGACCAUGUGGAGUCCGCCAGCUGCAGCCCAGCUCACCCUUGCUGCCGGCCCACUUAACAUCACCCAAGAACUGCUGGCCAGGCCCACCAUCUCAAUCAGCCAGGACACUGCCAUAGAGCAGAGGGGACAGGUGACCCUCUCCUGUGACACCAAGAAUGCCAAUGUCACCAUCCACUGGUUCGCCAACGAUAUCCCCCUGGUGUUCCAUGAGCGCAUGCUGCUGUCUACAGACGGAAAGAAACUCACCAUCCUCACUGUGCGGCGGGAGGACUCUGGGACUUACAAAUGCAAAGCCGAGGGUUUCCACCAGGUCCAGAGCAGUGACCCCACCUUCCUGACCGUGAACUAUGGUCCUGACCCAUUUGAAAUCAAGUUGGAUUCUGGUGUAUCCAGCGGGGAGGUGGUUGAGGUGCUAGAGGGCUCCACCGUGACCUUUUCUGUGGAAACGCAGUCCUAUCCACCUGCUGUCCACUCCUGGUUUCUCAACAAUACCUCGGCUCCAUUUUCCACCACGAGAACAUUCACCAUCCAGGCCAUGUCCACGGAACAUGAAGGCGUGUAUAGGUGCUUGGCGUCCAACACCGCCACCCACCUGCUCCGCCUGGGGGCUCUUGAAGUCCGAGUCCUUGAAAUGCUGACCAAGCCCAGCGUUGUGUCCCCAAGCCUGAAUCUCGUGGAGAAUGCCAGCUCUGUGACCCUGACCUGCCAGACCUCCCACAAGGGGGCUGGAGUCCUGUGGUUCCUGAGGGGCCAGGCCCUUCUGCCUAGCCAGCACCUGGUACUGUCGGCCGACAACAGGAGCCUGGUCAUCCACGGCCUUCAGAGAGAUGACACAGGCCCCUAUGAGUGUGAGGUCUGGAACUGGGGCAGCCAGGCACGAAGCGAGCCCCUCACGCUCACCAUCAGCUACGGCCCCGAUCAAAUGGCCAUCACCAGCAGGGCAGCGUCCGGGGUGGUCAGCACCAUCAAGGCAGAGCUCAACUCCAGCCUGACCCUGCAGUGUCAGGCAGAGUCCCAGCCGGGUGCUAAGUUUCACUGGACCAUUGAACACUCCACCACUGUGUAUAUGGGGGAGCAGUUAAUCAUCGGGGCCCUGACCUGGGAACACCAGGGCAUCUACAACUGCACGGCCUCCAACCCACUGACCCAGUUGGCCCGCUCUGCUUCGGUCCUGGUCAGAGUGGUAGCUCCCAGGUCAUCCCUGUCUGCAAGAGUCAUUGCUGGCAUUGCCGUCGGGGCCCUGACUGUCGCUGUCCUGUCCGCAGGGCUGGGCUGUUUCGUCUGCAAGAGAAACGCCAGACGGUUCUCAAGGAAAAAAGCAGAGGACCCCAUCCAGGAGGGAGCAACACCCACCUCUGUGGAGGCGCCCCGUGCAGAGUCCUGUUCCACCCCAGGCUGGCCUUCCCUUUCUCUAGACUGGCCGAGGCCCAUGUAUGCCACCUCACCUGAACCUCAAGGACAGGUUGGAGUCAAAAAGGGGCUGCCACCAGACCCCCCAGAGCAGUUUUAUGAGAAGGAUCCACCAUCAACAACCCCCAGGAACUAUUCUCAUGGCCCCAGAAAACCACUGCCCAAAGUUGCAUUGGAUCCAUUGGUCCCCACUCUACCGAAAGGAAACAUAGAGUCAAACUACGAGGUGCUCGUGAAUCCAGAACACAACCUUUACUGCCAAAUCAACCCCUGAGUCUAACAGAAGCAGAUUUCCUUUCUCCAGAAAUCCUAGAGGAGUCAUGCUCAAUCACAUCUUCAAUGAAAUUUAUUGGGUGCCUAUGAUAUUCCAGCCAUUCUCUUUGUAGACCUCGUGACAUUCUAUUCUAGGGUGUUUUUCAAGCUCUGGACCCUAGCUCCCACCAAAUCUUGGGCUUUUGAUUCAUGUUUCUUUAAAAGCAAUAAAAACAGGGAGAAUGUGAUCCAGAAUUAGAGGGCCAAGAUUCGAGCCCCAGCUGCUGGAGAUGCCAUAGCUGUGUCACGAGGAUAGGCAAACACUUGUGGUGGACACAGCAGCUGGGUGUGGAGGGUGUGAGCCAGCCAGAGAUGAGCAGGGGAGGAAUACAGGGGCCAGUCUUUUCAAAUCACGGCAGAAGAUGAGAAACAAGGAGAUAUUAAGAGAUGAUGACAGGAAAAAACAGAAUAACGUGAGAGACCAAGGCACCUGGGGAGGAACAGAUGCAAGGUGCUUAGAAUCCCAGAGGAUUCGGGGGUGGAGGUAGUGAGAGUUAGAUCUGGUGAAGCCAGAGUGAGGAGUCAAGGACGACUCCCUGGUUUUUGGCCAGAGCACGUGGAUGACCAGCAAGCCACUUUGAGGCAACAGUGAGGGAGGAGCACAUUUGGGAUAGAGAAGGAAAGUCAAGAAUUUGCUUUAAGCAUGUCAAAAAUAGAUUAGCUGGAGAAUAAAACAGGCAAUUGUUCAUAAAAGUCUAGAUAGAGCAGGGUAGGAGAGAUACAUAUCUGGGAGUUGUCAGUGGAGUUUAAAGUUAUGGGGCUGUAGGAGAUCUUGUGUCAUGGUUCUCCAAGACCACCCUCAGCCUCGGUGAUUUGCCAGGAUUCACAGGACCCAGACUAUUAUACUCAUAGUCAUGGUUUAUUAUAGCAAAAAGAGAAUAAAAUAAGCAAAGGGAAAGGACCUGGGGUGAAGUCUGGAGGACACCAUGCAUAAACUUCCGAGUGUCCUUUCUCAGCAGAGUUACCAGGGAACUCCCCCAGCAAUGAUGUGUGACAACACUUGUGAAGGGUUGCCAACCCAGGGAGCUCACCCUGAACCUGAGAGUUCAGGGUUUUUAUAGGAGGUCAGUCACAUGGGCAUAUAUUAUAGGACUGGCCUGCCACUGAAGCUCCAGACCCCUAGAGAAGGAAAGUUGGUGUUCACCAUAGAGCACAUUGUUUGUAUAAACCAUGGACAAGCUGGUGCAGCAUGGCUCAAGGCCUCAGGCCUGCAAAACCCCUUUAUCAGAUAGAACAUUACGAGAGCCCAGUUCCUAGAAGCCAACCAAGAGCUAGUUAUGGAAAUAGGCCCUUCUUGGGUUUGAAUACUCCAGGCCUGUUGAGUUAACCCUUUCCCCUACAGAUUGCAAAGAAAGUGGAUAAAGACAGAAUAAGUAGGGGCUGGUAACUAAGCCCUGGGUCCCUCCAAUGUUUAUAGUUUGAAAAGAGGAAAAGGGCUGUCUUCCCCCCCACACACACACUGCCAAGAACCUGCCAGCCCCCAGUAUCCCGGGGACAGGUUAUACUCCCCAUCUAAUGACUCUUGCCUUUAUCAUCCAGCAUUUAGAGCAAAUGGGUUCGUGACCUCCUUGUUUCUCAGCACGAGUUGAGCCCUCACCCAAAUCCUGGCCAACAGAACUCAAUCCCCAAACAGCUGAUGGAGAAACCUCUGGGUUCAAUGAGCAUCUCUCUAGAAUGAGUUCCUGUUCCUCAGUCAUAUCUGUUCUGAAGUCUCCAUAACAUCCAGGUUAGGUCAGGAUUCGGGUGCUCCUGGAAGUAAAACUUACCGUCUUGUUGAUAUUGAAAGAAGAAAAAAGAGCAAACAAAAGGCGAAGUCAGUUUUAAAUUAUAUAUUACUAAUGCGUUAAUGUCUGAAUAUCUUAAAUUUUAAAAAAUCGAAAAAAUAAGGGAAAAGGAGGAUGAGCUCAUGGUCAAAGCAUCCCAUCAUGAUUUUGUCAUAUUUACGUACUGAAUCUGUAAAUCAUUCUGCAGGAUUUGAUGUCUUCACAACACAGCUUGUAGUAUGGUGAUUCUUUAUCUUUUAUGUCUGUCGUUGGAGUUUUGAAGGUUUCUUCUUAUGCUUCAUUUUUUUGCUUCUAUUAUGAAUAAAUAUGAACUGUCCUGUCUUGUUUGCACACUCAGUAUUGUUUAUGUAGAGGAAAGAUGUUGAUAUAUGGGUAAGGGGCAAUAUAACGUAAAAGUUAAUAGCAUGAACUCUAGCAUCAGACUUCUUGGACUCAAUCCCAGCUCUGCCCUCACAAUACAAUCCAGGGUAAGUUACUUAACGCUUCUGGGCCUCAAUGUCAUCUUCCGUAAAAUGGAAGUAACAGUCCAACCUUGUAUGAAUUGUUAUGAGGACUA